This is a messenger RNA of Cervus elaphus (red deer), 2968 nucleotides long. RefSeq names its product dishevelled binding antagonist of beta catenin 2 (gene DACT2). Gene Ontology annotation, biological process: negative regulation of nodal signaling pathway. Bases 466 to 2364 code for a protein of 632 amino acids. Gene Ontology annotation, cellular component: cytoplasm. NCBI's taxonomy places the organism in Eukaryota, Metazoa, Chordata, Mammalia, Artiodactyla, Cervidae. The record is from RefSeq and is a predicted model, not a curated record. The transcript has 3 exons.
AGGUUCGAUCCCUAGGCCGGGAAGAUCCCCUGGAGAAGGGCAUGGCAAUCCCCUCCAAUAUUCUCUCCUGGAGAAUCCCAUGGACAGAGGAGCCUGAUGGGCUACAGUCCCUGGGGUCGCAGAGUCAGACACAACUUAGUCUGACUUUCCCUUAGCACAACUUUCCCUUAGCACGCACGGGAAAAAAGAAGACAGAGUGCUGUAUGCACUGUUUAGUUGGGAAAAUACUGCUCUGGGGGGGAAGAAACCGCAUGAGUUUCUCUCCUCUCCCUAGGCUGAGGCAUAUUCUGGGCUUUGGCAUAUUCUGGGCUGUGUUCGGGUGGAGCGGACGUGGAGGCUGUAAAUAACAGCUUUUGUGUGACAAUAGGAGUUUUGAGUCCAUAGGUUCAUUCAGCCUGAAAGCAGUACUGCGUCCUCCCCGUUGCCUGGGUGCCCUGCGUCAAGGUCGUUCAAGGUCACACAUUGAUGGUUAGCAUCGUUCUGGCCGACACGGCCCUGGGCACCUGGGCUUCCUCUCCAGGUUCCGGGCUCAGACGGCGGCUCAGACAGCAAACCCGGGAGACCGGCGUCUCCCCGGGCUUCUACGAGCUGAGCGACGGCGGCUCCUGCUCCCUGUCGACAUCCUGCACGUCCGUGUGCAGCGACCACGUGUCCUGCUCCCUGGGAACCUUGCUACCCGCCGCCCCCAAGGCCAGGCCUGGCUCUGGGGACUGCCGGCCCCGCUCGGCCGACGAGACCGCCGUGUGCGGGGUCCCCCUGCCUGCGUGGGGUCCCCCGGCCGGCGAGGAGGGGCCAGGCCAACUACUGCAGGAGGAGCCCCGGCCGCGGCCGGUGUCCACAGGUGACCUUGAAAGGAUCCUGCCGGCCGACGUAGGGCUGCAGAAAGCCGGGGCACACCCCGCGGCCACUCCCUUCCUCUGCCACGGUGUGGACCCCAAGUACCAGUGCGACCUGGUGUCCCGGGGCGGCCGGGAGGUGUACCCCUACCCCAGCCCGCUGCACGCCGUGGCCCUGCAGAGCCCGCUGUUCGCUCUGACCAGGGAGACGCCGCAGACUGAGGGCCGUGUGCCCCCCCGCCCGCCCCCCGCCAGCCCCGCAGGCCCCAGCUCCGUCCGCUCCGGGCUGGCCUUCGAGGCUGGCCCCGCUGCAGCCUACAUUGAGCGGCUGCUGCGACUGCGGGCCCGAGGGAGUGCGCGGGGGCCCCCUAGAGGGGAGGCGUCCCCAGCCCCGCCGCAGCUCGGUGCCCGGAAGGUGGACGAUGAAGGUGGCCUGGAGAAGCCGGCCUGCACCCCCGGGAGGGCAGUGGUGAGCGGGGCCGCCUGCGGGGACAGCCUCGCCCGGCCGCCACCUGCGCCCUCUGUGGGCACCCCACGCCCCAGCAGCCAUCCCGAGGGGGGACCCGGCCCCUCGUGUGGGCACAUGCGCGGGGAGACCCGUCCAGACGCCCCCCAGCUGGCCUGUGGCCGGGCCCCCGCUCCCCGCUGCCCCGCUCAGCCGACGGCGCUUGCUGGCUGGACGGGCGGAGGCAGGUGGCCGAGCGGGCGAGUGGACGGACGCUGCGCCCACCCCCACCUGGUUGCCAGCGGAGCUUCCCCCACAGGACCCCCCAAGACCAGGCCUGUGACGAUCAGGAGGGGGCCCAGCGACAAGACGCAGGGGCCUGGGAGGCCGCAGCUGCAGUGGGGCGCCCUCGGGGUCCCCCGGCCGCCCCCAGAGUCAGGGGGUGCUCCCUGGAGGCCCACGCUGGCCGCAGAGGCGCCCGGCCGGUCCUGCUCCGAGUCCAGCCUCUACCCCGUGUCCUUCUUCGUGCCCCUGCUGGUGGCGCGGCGGGAGGGUCACCGGGCGUCGGCUCAGGCCUUGUUCCCCUGGGAAGCCGCGCAGCUAGGGGCGUCCGGGGGCGCGGCGCGGAAGAGGCAGCGCCGGUGGCAGUCCUCAGUGGAGAUCUCGGCCCGGGCGCGCCCAGAACCCGGCCUGGGGCCCCGCAGGCCCGCAGCCCGGAGAGGGGGCCUCCCGAGGCCCGUGUUUGUCAGGCCCAGGCCCCCGCCGCCCCCGCAGGACGCCCGCGCCCGCAGCGCGUCGGAGGGUUCCGACGGCUCCGCCGAGUGCGCCUCGCUGCUCCUCUCCACCGCGGCCGGAAGCAGCGGGGAUGAGGCCAGCGACCACACCGCCAGCCGCUUCGGGGACGCCGAGUCCAGCGGCAGCGAGUCGGGGGGCGGCGGGCGGCCGGGCCAGCGGGCCCGCGCCAGCUCCAGGCCGGCCCUGCCCCCGGUGCCCAGGCUGUGCCGCGUCAAGGCCUCCAAGGCCCUCAAGAGGAAGAUCCGCAGGUUCCAGCCGGCCGCCCUGAAGGUCAUGACCAUGGUGUGAGGGGCGGCCGCCGGCAGAGGGGCCUCUCGGCUUCGGACCCGCCAGCCUCGCUCACUCGCGGCUGGCGUGCGGGCUGCCAUCUGACAGCUCUGCUCGGUCCCCGAAGCCGCCCUUUGACAGGGGUCCCCUCAGAGGAGCUGCCGGGGUGUCCCUGGGUGUGUCACCCCGGGUGAGGCUGUGACUCUGGGUGCGUCGCCCACGGGGCGCAGUGGAGACAACCUCCGGGACCCCGGGAUUGCAGACCUGACGGCCGGCCUCCCAGGCCCUGUGCCCUGAGCCCGGGAUGGGUGCCCUCGGGCUGGUGCACGUUGUGGGGCGGGCGGUAUCCCCGAUGGCUGCAGCACUGCUCUAGAAACUGGGUUGGAAUAUGAGUCCUUGUCAAACGCUCCAGGUGAAUAAACACCUCAAAUGCCGUUGUCUUUGCAAGUCAGCCUGCCCCUGUAGCCUCCCUGCCCCGGGGAUGUAGCUGGUGGUCAGCAAACCCUCGUCCUUCCCACCGUGAGGACGCCCUCUCACCCCGGGGGGAGAACGCGCUUCAUGUGAGUCCACGCCACACUCUUUCCAACACUCAUGUGUUGAGCAUAAAUGUGCUUUUGAAAAGAAA